This is a messenger RNA of Mangifera indica (mango), 1955 nucleotides long. Its product is annotated as FCS-Like Zinc finger 10-like. The transcript is spliced from 3 exons. Lineage: Eukaryota; Viridiplantae; Streptophyta; Magnoliopsida; Sapindales; Anacardiaceae. The record is from RefSeq and is a predicted model, not a curated record. Bases 276 to 1484 code for a protein of 402 amino acids.
GCUCAGUGCUUCAGUGUGUCUCUGAUUUUGAUGCAUGCAAGUGAAGCAAAAACUUUAAAUGAAACAAGAAAACAAAGAAAAAGAAAUUAUGAUUUAGAAAGAUAGAAACUUUGUGCCUUGUACUUGACAAGUUUUUAGCUUUGUCAGUAUUCAUCCUUGUGUUCUGCAUUUGGGUUCUGUUCUGUGAACUUUUCAGAGAAGAAAACCAGCGAGGAAUUGCUGGUUUUCAUUGAGGAGGGUUGAGGUCGUCUGAUAAUGUCAGGAAACAGCUAUUUAUGGUAGUUAAUUUGAUGGCUGAUUUGGGAUCAGAGUCUUAUGUUCAGUCCGAUACUUUUGGCCUAAGGCAAAUAAGCAGUUCAAUUUUUGGUAUUCCUGCGUUCCUUGUAGGUCUUAGUUCUAAAGGUCCUCCUGAUUUGGACUCUGUUAAGAGCCCUACAUCUCCUCUAGAUUUCAGAGUUUUUGCGAACCUUAGCAACCGAUUUGGUGUUAAAUCUCCAAGAUCAACAUCCCAAAAUGGCCAUCAAAUGAAGUGGAAUGGUAGUGAGGUUGGCCUUGGAAUCAUAAAUUCUCUUGUUGAGGAAAGCAAAUCAAGUGGUGAAGUUCUUGAGUCAUUAAAGAGGAAAAACGUCAUUUUUGGGCCACAGGUGAAGGCUAACAAUCCUAAGUCCUCAAGUCAUUAUCAUGACUCAGUUAAACCUUCUGUGAAAUGCAGUUCUUUGCCUAGAAACUACAUGAUUUCUACAGCUUCACAAACAGAAACUCCCAACAUCCGAUUGGGUAGAUCAAAUGGUGUUUGUGAGCAUGAAGGAUUCCCAUUAGAGCCUGAAUCAUUAAACAGUUCUCCGCCUUGUCUGUUGGAUUCAACAAGGUUUUCCUCUCCUCGAAUCUGCUCAAGUCAAAGCUCAAAUAUGCAUUCCAAAGCAUUUUAUUCAACAGAUCAAACUACCACAAUUAGUGCACCACUGGUUAAUGACAGAAGUUCCCUAGUGGAUAUUUCCCUAGGCCCUAAGUCAAAUUCUCUUCCAAUACCCAUUGCUUCUGGCAACAGAUAUGUUGGCUCUCUCUCUGCACAUGAAAUAGAGCUUUCUGAGGAUUAUACUUGUAUAAUAUCUCAUGGUCCAAAUCGUAAAACAACUCAUAUUUUUGGUGACUGUGUUGUGGAAUGUCAAACUCAUGAGUUGGCCAAUUUUGACAAGGAAGAGCAGCAGAUUCAGUUGCCCGAAGACACUAGGUGCCUGAAGGAUUUAACCCCUUAUCCAUCUGAUGAGUUUUUGAGCUUCUCUUACUCAUGCAAUAAAAAAUUGGAAAAGGGUGAAGACAUUUAUAUGUACAGAGGUGAAAAAGCAUUUUGCAGUUUUGAUUGCCGUUUGGAGGAGAUUUUUGCUGAGGAGGAAAUAGAGAAAAGUCACAGCAAUUCCUCCAAAAGCUCUCCUAGAUCAAGCUACCAUGAAGAUCUCUUCGUAAUGGGUAUGCCCAUGACAUGAUGGACUGUCAUUUUUUCCCAUGCUCCCAUAUCCGUGAGUGAUGAAGUUGUCACUGAGCAAUGUGUCCAUAUCAUCAAAAACCGCAGUUUAUGUGAAUCUGCCUACAGCCAUGGAUGAUCACAGCUUAAUCGUGCUGUUUGUGGACUGUGUUUCAGUUUUCAUGGUAUGGUGAGUCAUUGGAGACAACAGCAUAGAGUUCCAUUCUGUGUCGGGGUCUAGACAAAAAUCUUAGACUUUCUUUUUUAUUUCAUAAUUUUGAUCAGAUGGGUUAGCAGUGGCCAAAAGCCCCGAUUCAUCAACUUUGUUUUCAUCUUCUCUUGCGAGCUUUCCCAGAAAGAGUUCAUGUCGAAUCCUUUUAGAGAUCUAUUGAACUCAUUAUUACAUUCUGUAUUUUGUUACUGUUUUAUGCAUCUGAGUCUUGAUGUUUUGAAUUCAAUAAUAAAAAGAAUGAUUGCAGAUUUUACUUGCCAA